AUGCAUCUACAGUGGCUCCCCGCGUUGUUGGUCGCUUUGUCCUCCACAGGCACCGCCUUCCCGAAUUCGCAACCGUUUAAAGAAGCAUUAAGAGCAACACGAUCUUCUGGAAAUGAGUCUCUUGAGGUUGACCUAGGCUAUGGAAUUUACCAAGGUUCAACUAAUACCACUACUAGGAUCAAUACAUGGAGAGGAAUUCGAUACGCUGCACCCCCGAUUGGUACUCGGCGCUGGCAGCGACCAGAGCCUCCAGCAAUCGAUCGAAGCGCGACUAUCCAGGCAGAUAGAUAUGGUCCUAUCUGCUAUCAAUCUCCGUUCUCUGGAGCUCCUAACUUUGGCGCAAUCACCGCCGAGAUAUCCGAGGAUUGUCUUUUUCUCAACGUCCAAGGUCCAGCAAAUGCGACAAAGCUGCCUGUUCUUGUUUGGAUCCACGGAGGUGGAUAUGGAGUCGGCAAUGGCCAGACAGACUUUACAGAUCUCAUUACUGUUAACGACAACCGCUUUAUAGUCGUUUCCAUACAGUACAGACUUGGUGCAUUUGGAUUCUUGGCUUCCGAUGAACUAGUAAGAAACGGCGUUGCUAAUGCAGGGUUGCUCGAUCAGAACUUUGCUCUACAAUGGGUACAGGAAUACAUAAGUAAUUUUGGCGGGGAUCCUUCAUCAGUAACAAUAUCUGGAGUCAGUGCCGGAGGCGGCUCUGUCAUGCUUCAAGAUAUGGCCUAUGGUGGAUCAUUGGGCGAGUCUUUGUUCAGGAGCUCAAUUGCUGCAUCUCCAUAUCUUCCCAAGCAAUACGCUUUUAACCACUGGGUACCUACGCAGUCUUACUACGCCUUUGCCGAAGCAGCAGGAUGUCCGGUGGGUGCUUACAGGAGCGCAAACGAGACAAUCUUCGACUGCUUAGUCUCAAGAGAUACGGCGACACUGUCGAACGCAUCCGCAGAGGUCAGCACUACGGGUACAUUCGGUACAUGGGGUUUCCUCCCCGUCACAGAUGGAGUCUUCGUCCAGGAUGUACCAAGCCGUCAACUUCUUGACAAGCGCUUAAACGGCCGCAGUCUUCUAGUAGGAAACAAUGCCAACGAAGGUCCUCUCUUUACGCCACAAAACAUCACAUCAGAAUCGGACUUCCUCGAGUGGCUCGGAAAUGUGUUGCCUGAACUUCAAGAGGACGACAUUGCUAAAGUUCUAGAUUAUUAUCCAAGCAUCAGCAGCGUGGACAGAUCCAGCAGCGAUUUAUUUGCAACCUCUGGGUACGCUGAGCCAAGUGCGUUGGGCCAAAGCUCGAUUGCGACUGGCCCACAGCAGCGAGCGAAUAACCUCUAUGCUGAGUUGACAUUCGUAUGCCCGUCGUAUUGGAUGGCCGAAGCGUAUUCUGGCCAAGGGCACACAGCUUUCAAGUACCAGUUCAGCCCUUUACCAGGAACCCAUGGCGCUGAUCAGGAAGGCUACCUGGGCCCGCUCGGUCGAUCGCUAAUUCUCAGCGCUGACUUUCAACGAGCCUUCAUGACAAUGUGGGGCAAUUUUAUCACCCACCAAGACCCGUCCAUCUCGAACGAGCUAGCAGUUGGAGCUCUGUCCAACGAGCCAGUGCAGGCUAACCCUGCCUCGACCUGGCCUAUGUUCUCAAAUGCAUCACCCUACCAGCUGAAUCUAAACCAGACAGGCGGCAUUGAGGCUGUAGGAGGAUUGGAAGUCGGCUCACUAACCCCCACUAGCUACCUGACUGGUCCAGGAUUGCGGAACAAUUUCACACUUGCGAACGCGUACACAUGGGAAGCAGGUCGUGGCAUACGAUGUGAUUUCUGGCGAGGUGUAGCCCCAAUCAUUCCGGCGUGA
Boeremia exigua is the source of this 1836-nucleotide messenger RNA. RefSeq names its product acetylcholinesterase precursor. Bases 1 to 1836 code for a protein of 611 amino acids. The transcript is spliced from 7 exons. Lineage: Eukaryota; Fungi; Ascomycota; Dothideomycetes; Pleosporales; Didymellaceae. The record is from RefSeq and is a predicted model, not a curated record.